Aspergillus clavatus NRRL 1 is the source of this 1893-nucleotide messenger RNA. RefSeq names its product putative C6 transcription factor. The record is from RefSeq and is a predicted model, not a curated record. Gene Ontology annotation, cellular component: nucleus. The coding region runs from base 1 to 1893 and encodes 630 amino acids. The transcript is spliced from 4 exons. Lineage: Eukaryota; Fungi; Ascomycota; Eurotiomycetes; Eurotiales; Aspergillaceae.
AUGUGUGUUUAUGGGACCUCGUCUAAAAGUCGCAGCUGGUAUUCCGAGCCAGUUUCUCCCCCGCAGACGGCAGUUGGCUCCGACAAUGGUGUAUCCGGGCCGUUUAUGGUGGACGGGGACAGGAAGACUUUGCUAAGCCCAUUUUCGGAAUCUCUGGGACUGACGAGCUACUCUGGCCCGUUUAGCGAGGAGGGUGGUUCUGCGAAUGGGAUUGGUGCGCCACUAACUAUGGUGGAAUACGAUUGCGCGGUUCCCAGUCCCAAGCAGGUCCAGCUGGGGGCGCGGUUAUUGCUGACUUUAUUUGAGAACCUGUCGCUGUAUGAGAAUGUGUCUGAGAAUCUGUGGGAUAUGUCACCGGAGGGAUGUGUCGUUGGCUAUCAGCUCGUUCGUAUGCUGUUUACGGCUUUGAAGGACGCGCAUCGACCGUGGGCCAUAGAGGGUCAGGAUGCGAAGCAGCGAUACUUUGAGAACUUGAUGGGAUGGUCUCGGAAGAUAUUCAACGAGCGAUCCGAUCCGAUACAUUUCGACCCGUCGACAUCCCCUGAUGAGUAUAUCCGGUUAGUUGCCGGCCGAUGGGAGGGAAUUGGCUUGGUAUUCGCUGUCGUGGGACAAGGCGCAAUGCUGGAGAGAGAUUGGAAGUCGGUAUCUCAGAUCGGAGGUACUGUACCAGCUGAUCAACGGUCACUGGGGAUACUUGCUGCUACGGCCAGUGAUGCCUGUCUUCAAUUCUGCGACGACUCGGGAGUGGUUCAUAAUCCACUGGGUUGGCUUCUUUAUCAGCAUACCCAUCUACUGACUCUCGUUUAUGGUAACAAUGACUAUCGGCCAUGGCGGAAACUGGCUCAAUUGUCCACUGUCACAUUCAGUCUCAGCCUCCACUAUGCCAAACACCACACACGCAUGCCCUUCUUCCUGGAGCAGCUUCACAAACGUCUUAUGACCGGCGCCUACAGUAUGGAUAAGCAUCUCGCCACUUUUGUGGGACGGCCACCCCAAAUCAGCUGGCGAUACUGCGAUGUACAACUGCCCCUGGAUCUGGGAUACGACGAAAUCCUAGCCGAUCCGCACACUCGCGACAUUGCCCUCAGCAGACUAGACGCAAACGGCUGGAACACUGCCGGAGUCAUCCACAAGGCGCAAUGGAUGCGCGUGGCGCUUCUGAUUGGCUCGAUCAGAGAGCAGAUACUCGAGUUAUCGCUGAGUCGAUAUGUCGACGACCUUCCCCAGAAAGCCAAGCAAGUAUCUGAGAAUUCCCGCAGAAACUGGGACGAACUGCCCAGUUUCCUCCGCUGGUACCCCGGUCGUGCCAGCUCCGACAACAGUGACAGCCUACUCAUCCCGCUCUAUCUAGACUUUCUCUACAACGACUUUCUUCUCAAUCUGCUCCUUGUGAAGCGGUCGCAGAAUGGCCCUGAUGUCCUGAUUACCGUGGCCCAGAGGAUACUAAGCACAGUCCUGGAGCUCAUCGGGAAGGAGUUGGCAUCGGGAGCUGGCAUGUGCAAGAUAGGCUGGAACGCAUGUUUCUUUGGCAUCCCCGCUGCUGGCGUCCUAGCCAUCGAACUCCUAUGCCAAACCAAUGCGUCUCCACAAACCUCGCUCUCGACGUCUCGACGCCCCGAGACCAUCCAAAAUCUGAGUGUCUUCACCUCGUAUCUUCAGUAUCUGGUUCAACCGCAUGAAGGAAACUACCACAUCUGUCAGCAGGCACGGCGUGUCCUGGGGCAUAUCCUGAAUCACAUCUUGUCGACUCAUCCGCCGCCGCUGCCCUCUGCUCUUCCCACAGAUGCGGUAGCGGCGGACUGGUUGAAUGGGGAGGGAAUCUUGCUAGAGGAUGGGACGAGUUUUGUGAAGUGGGCCGAGGGAUCGAAGAUGGAUUUGAUGAGCAGUCCUUGA